Messenger RNA from Fonsecaea multimorphosa CBS 102226, 879 nucleotides. RefSeq lists its product as uncharacterized. Bases 1 to 879 code for a protein of 292 amino acids. The record is from RefSeq and is a predicted model, not a curated record. Gene Ontology annotation, cellular component: cytoplasm. Gene Ontology annotation, molecular function: oxidoreductase activity, acting on the CH-OH group of donors, NAD or NADP as acceptor. NCBI's taxonomy places the organism in Eukaryota, Fungi, Ascomycota, Eurotiomycetes, Chaetothyriales, Herpotrichiellaceae. The transcript is spliced from 3 exons.
AUGUCGUUUUCAGUGCGCGGAAAGAAUGCUGUCGUGACGGGUGCAAGUUCAGGCAUCAAUUUGGCCUUUGCAAAGCUGCUCGCCAGUAACGGGGCAAAUGUCGUUGUCGCCGAUGUCCAGGAGACGCCCGCUUUCAAGGAGUUCCAGCAAGGGACCAAAGCGACCAAGGUCCUCUUUCAAAAGACUGACGUGUCAAACUGGAAGGACUUGGAGAGACUAUUUGCUUUCGCAAAGUCCGAGCUCGGGCCCAUUGACGUGCUAUGUAACGGGGCAGGCAUCUUUGAACCGGACUGGUCGGGCUUUUGGAAGGACACAGAGACCGAAAGUUACAAGUCGUUCGAUAUUAACGUACAAGGUCUUGUGAAGGGAACAAGAAUGGGUAUUCGGGACCAGAUUACCAGAUCCAAAGGCAGGAAAUCCAACGAGACCGUUGGGGUCAUUAUCAACAUCUCCUCGUUGGCCGCUCAAUACGCCCUCUUCAACCAGCCACUAUAUUCCACUUCAAAGGCUGCCGUUUCCGCAUUCACCCGCUCCCUAGGACCUUUACAUCAAGAGUUUGGGAUCAAAGUCGUCGCGGUCGCCCCGGGCAUGGUCAUGACACCGCUGUGGAGCGAGAAUCCGGAGAAAAUGAAGGCCAUUUCGGACGAAGAUGUCUUUGCCACCCCAGAAGAGCUAGCUGAGACUAUGCUCGAGCUCGUGGAGAGUGCCGAGUAUGAAGGAGGUACGGUCUUGGAGAGGAUAAAGUAUAAAACUAGGAGGGUCCUCGUCGACAGCCCGCUACCAUCGGGGCCCGGCUCUACCAUGAGUAAAAUGGAUCUGAUCUAUGACGAUACCAUUGCAUUGUUGGAGGCCGAGCGGAAAGCAGGUGCUGCAAAAUGA